Molecule: messenger RNA, 4571 nt
Organism: Protobothrops mucrosquamatus (brown spotted pit viper)
Lineage: Eukaryota; Metazoa; Chordata; Lepidosauria; Squamata; Viperidae
Gene: PLEKHA7
Product: pleckstrin homology domain containing A7
Biological process (GO): cell-cell adhesion mediated by cadherin; epithelial cell-cell adhesion; pore complex assembly
Cellular component (GO): pore complex; zonula adherens
Molecular function (GO): protein binding
Source: RefSeq, a predicted model, not a curated record
AUGGCGGCGGCGGCGGCCAAGGCGGUGGGGCGGGACACUCUACCUGAGCACUGGUCCUAUGGCGUCUGCAAGGACGGCCGGGUCUUCUUCAUCGACGACCUGAUCCGCGCAACUACUUGGCUGCACCCUCGCACCGGGGAGCCCGUCAACUCAGGCCACAUGAUCCGCUCAGAUCUGCCCCGUGGCUGGGAGGAGGGAUUCUCGGAAGAGGGAGCCAGCUAUUUCAUUGACCACAACCACCAAAUUACCACAUUUAAACAUCCAGUGACUGGCCAGUUUUCCCCAGAAAACUUGGAGUUCAUUUUACAAGAGGAGCAUAAUUCACAUAUGUCCAAACAUCAGAUAAACCAAAGACCUUCAAGUAUGGUCAGUGAAACAUCUACUGCAGUAACUACAUCCACUACAGAUACAAAACUUGGAUCCAAGUUAGUAAAAUCUAGCAAUAAGGUUCAUAGCUUUGGGAAAAGGGAUCAAGCUAUAAGGAGAAACCCUAAUAUUCCUGUUGUGGUCAGAGGCUGGCUUCACAAACAAGAUAGCUCUGGGAUGAGAUUAUGGAAAAGAAGGUGGUUUGUGCUGGCAGAUUACUGUUUAUUUUAUUACAAAGUAUGUAAUUUCAUCUGUGGGACCUGAAGAUCAUAUAAAUCGCAAAUAUUCCUUUAAGGCUAUCCAUACAGGCAUGAGGGCUUAUAUUUAUAAUAAGAGUUCUGUUAUUGGCUCUCAGGCAGAACAUUCAGGGAUGCGCACGUACUACUUUAGUGCAGAUACUCAAGAAGAUAUGAAUGACUGGAUCCAUGCAAUGAAUCAAGCUGCUCUUAUGCAAAGCCAUCUUUCACCAAAGAGAGGAACUGGAAAAACAGAUCAGCAUGCUGUCCCUCAACCUAAUCAUAUUGAUGCCUACAAAGAAGUUACAAAAUUAGAACCUGCUGACGCAAAAAGAGGCUACAGAAAAUCACCCGAAAUGUCCGCAUAUGGCAAACACGAAGAAAUGAAAAAAGGAAGAGAUGAUGAACAUUACACUGCAAGGAAGAAUGCUGUGGAUUCCAAAUGGGAGAAACCUAAACAUGUAAUAGAACCGGGUGGAACACUGAAUCCUGCCUCAAGUAUCUCUCGGCCUCAAGCGACUCAGACUCUUGAGAAGAAUGGAAUGCCUCCAAGUUCAUUAAAUGCAGGUCCAGUAGAGCAGAAUGGUAUCAGUGUCUAUAAAAGAGGCUUUAUUCCCAGAUCAACACAAAAUAAAGAGACACAAAGGAAAAGUAAUAUGACUCACAUAGAACAUUGGGUAAAAGUCCAGAAAGGAGACACAAAAAGUCUUGCAUCUGACCAGACUCUUACUCGCCAAGUACCAAGCCAUUCUGUAUCCUUUUCUGAAAAUUACCAUACUUUGCCAAAGAAUACUAGGCAACCUUCUGGAAGCUCCCCUCCCUCAAACCGUGAUUUGCCAAGUGACUACAAAUAUGCUCAAGAUCGAAUAAGCCACCUGAAGAUGUCCCAUGAUGAGAGAAAAGCUAACAAAGAUGGUACCGUUUGGCAGCUGUAUGAAUGGCAACAAAGAAAGCAGUUUAAACAUGGGAGCCCAACUGCUCCAGUUUAUAUUAGUUCUCCAGACUUUACAGAUAGUAGUAAGGGAAGAAGUUCAUUAGAAGUUCCACGUUCAGUUUCAGUUCCCCCUUCCCCAUCUGACAUACCUCCACCAGGACCCCCCAAAGUUUUUAUAUCACGAAGACCACACACUCCUGCAGAAAGGGUUACUGUCAAACCAUCUGAGGAGAGACAAACAAUAGACGUUCCUUUUGUUGGCUCACCAAGGAAGAUUCGAAACCAUACUGCAAAAAACUCUCUACACAUAGAUAGACGUUCCAUGCCUACAAUGGGAUAUAUGACCCAUACUGUAAGUGCUCCAAGUUUGCAUGGGAAAUCGGCUGAUGAUACCUAUGUCCAGCUGAAGAAAGACCUUGAAUAUUUGGAUCUGAAGGUAAAGCUGAGUGUCUUCUGUGAGCAAGACAGGAUUCUGCAAGACCUAGAAGACAAAAUAAGAGCCCUUAAAGAAAAUAAAGAUCAGCUGGAAUCUGUCUUGGAAGUGUUACAUAGACAGAUGGAACAAUACAAAGACCAACCACAGCACACAGAAAAAAUUUCAUAUCAGCAGAAACUUUUACAAGAAGAUCUCAUAUGUAUUCGGGCUGAAAUAUCCAAAGUAUCUACAGAAAUGGAAAAUGCCUGGAAUGAAUAUCUGAAAUUGGAAAAAGAUGUGAACCAGCUGAAGCAAACUCUGCAAGGACAGAUGAAUAAAUCAUGUUUUUCUCAGGAGAAAUCUCAAAUGCAAAAAGAUUUGUGGAGAAUUGAAGAUGUUACAGCUGGCCUAAGUGCAAAUAAAUCCAACUAUAGAGUCAUCAUUGAAUCUAUCAAGAAUCCAGAAAGAAAAACAGUGCCUUCAUUUUCAAAGCCUCUAGUGCCUUCAUCAUCAUCUACUCUCAUGUCAACAGACAGUAAAAUUUCUACUCAGCAAAGUCCACCAACUAGUCCUAUCAAGCCCUCAUUGGAAGUCAGACUUUUUCCUCAGCCUUACACACAGCCUAGAAUGUUUUCUCCAUCCCAACAAGUGAAAAAAGUUGAACCUCCAAUCCAGUCACCAGUGAAAUUAAAACCAAAGGAAGAUGAAGCACCACCAAGACCUCCUCUCCCACAGUUGUAUAGCACUGAUGAUAACCCACCAGCUGUUCCACCUCUUCCUAAAGAAGCUACAGUAAUAAGGCACACAUCGGUGCGUGGUCUCAAACGUCAGUCUGAUGAAAGAAAACGAGACCGUGAACUUGGACAGUACAUAAAUGGAGAUUACAGGGUAGAACUCCGCUCAUAUGUGAGCGAACCUGAAUUGGUAACAAUAGACAGUGAUCUGAGCCAACCUUCCAUUGGUUUUCGUGGUACUGACAGUAGAUAUCAAACGUUACCUACCAGAGGAUUAUCUGGUUCAACUUCUAGACUCCAUCAGUCAUCAACAGUUUCAUCAUACUCAACGCUUCGAAGGGAUGCUUCCAAGGAGAGACCAAAGAGUGCCUUGGAACGUUUAUACUCUGGAGAUCCUCAAAGAGGAAAAAUGAGUGCCGAAGAACAACUAGAAAGAAUGAAGCGAUAUCAAAAGGCAAUAGUUCGUGAACGCAAAAGAACUCUUGGUCAAGGAGAAAGACAAUCUGUUUCAUCACGACCGUUCAUCCAGCCUGGUUCAGCAGACAUUGGCUCAUGGAAGCGAGAGCAAGAAUUUGACUUGCAGUUACUGGAAAGAGCAAUAUGUACAGAACAAAAAAUGGGAGAUAAUUGGUUAAAAAUCGACCCUGUGGCGGUAACAGAGACAGAUCUAGAGCACGAAGAUUAUAACUUGGAUAUUAGCAAAGAGUUGUCAAAGCCAGACAAGGUUGCAAUUCCAGAACGGUACAUUGAGAUAGAUCCUGAAGACCCCCUCACUCCUGAAGAAUUGGAAGCAAGACAUCGUAAGGCAGAAAAAAUUAGGCAUAUUCUUACCAGAUCAAGUGUGCACAACCUACAGCCUCCAGUUCAGGACAAAUACAGCUCUUCAAAUUUAGAUUCACAACUACAUGAGCAAGAACGCAUCAUUACCAUAUCAUACGCACUGGCUUCUGAAGCCUCUCAGCGGAGCAAAGAGGUAGCAGCCAAAGCAGUAACUGAACAGUGAUUCCUGGAAUGUGCCAGUAACAAUCGCAUAAUGAACAAACGCAACCAGAAAGAAGGAAGAGACACCCCCCCCAGGCUAGCCUUCUCUCAUAAUUACUCUUAUUUGAACACCUUUUAUAAAUAAGUACAGAGAACAUUUGUACAACAAAAGAGAAAACAACUUUGUAUCAGAAAAGAAACCAGAUAAAUUAACAGCACUUUUAAGAUACUAUAUAAAAAAGUGUUUCUCAACCAUGGUAACCUGCUGGCGAAGGAAUUCUGGUCAUUGAAGUUCACCCAUUGUAUAGUUGCCAAGAUUGAAAAACACCGAUAUAAAAUAUGUGCAAUGGCCAUAAUUCAAGCAUAUGCAGGUCUUGCUGAUAUUCAUUGAUUUUAAAGAUUUGGUGUGCUACAUCAGAUGACAAUACAAUUUUAGAAACAAAGUAUGUAUUAGAUUUGUUGUUGAAAAAGUGCUGCCUACGUUUAAAGAUUGGAUGAAUGCUAUGAAGAUGCAUCAUUAUAUUUGGAUUUUUGUGUUUAGAAAGGAAAAUUUUGAAAACCGUUAUCCCAUUAGAUAGAUAGAUAUAGUGAGUUUUAAUAUAUAUAUUUUAGAGAGGAUAAUGGCUUUGUGACCACAAUCAGGUGCAAUUUUAUUGAAGUAAUCAACAUUUCAAUAAUUCUGGAUGUCAUACAAAUACGAAAACCAGAUAUAAAAUAUGCAAAAGAUGGAACCAUUUGAAUAAAUUAUAUAAUCUAUUAUAAUUUAGGAUCAUUAUAGACCUCUGUCCUUCAUGACAUCACUAAUCUAGCAACACUGUCUACCUGUUGUAAAAGGAAAUCCAUUUUUUAUAUCAUCUUUGAGUUUAGGCAAUGAAAUAUACCUGAUUCAGUCCAGUCCCUAUCCC